This is a messenger RNA of Nomia melanderi (Alkali bee), 1760 nucleotides long. RefSeq names its product F-box/LRR-repeat protein 3. The record is from RefSeq and is a predicted model, not a curated record. Gene Ontology annotation, biological process: SCF-dependent proteasomal ubiquitin-dependent protein catabolic process. Lineage: Eukaryota; Metazoa; Arthropoda; Insecta; Hymenoptera; Halictidae. Gene Ontology annotation, cellular component: SCF ubiquitin ligase complex.
UACACUUGUGACAGUAUGUGCAGCGCGUUUCAGUCGCUCUUAAUCGCUCGGUGAUAACACUUCAAUACUUGUUCAUUGUGCGUCACGAACAGCGCGUAACGUUCAGGUGAAAACCUUUUCUCCGUAAUUUCCCACCUUCCGACGUCGCGGCCUCUUCAAACUAAUCUUCAAUGGCACCAGUAUUGUCACUUUCCUAAUAAGCUCAGUGAACGACAUCACCGUGACGUCGCCCGUCGCAAAUACAUUAGUGGAGGCACGGAUGGUCUUCUUUUUCCAUGAGUAUCAUUUAACCCACUCCACCGUCAGCUCCAAUUCAAUUCUUAUAAUCGAUUUUCUUUUUAUUUUUUAAAUAAAUCCGCCGAGGAUACGACGGUAUUUUGAUCACGUCUGUCGAAAGCAAGGCGAACUUCGUAAGACGAGUGACGCGAAGGAGGAAGCCUCAGCGAAUCAUGAUCUUAACGAAAUCAUAUUAAUUGGCUUGGGUAAGGUACAGUUUGACGGGCAUCCGAAUCUGAUGCUAGUGACCAACCAUCGCGAAAGUAAAUGGGUUUCGCUUCCAGUAAACACGAUUCUCCUCCGCCAACUACUUUCGAGCAUCCUGUUCGCCCGUGUCACGCGGCACACGAUCACACGCAGAUCACCGUUUUGGAGAAACGGAAGAUUCAGUCUCAGCCAGGGUAAUAGAUGCUGGCACUAAUGAGCACUGCGAAGCCCGCUUUUCUGGAGAUCGACAAUGAUAAGUUCAAGACCAUAAUGAAAAUAUCAAACGAGGAUGGGAUCGAGCAAAGGAAGGAUCGAUCCGAGAAGGACGAAGACGCUUCGAAGACGCUGCAACUCCUUCGUAUAAAAGGAUUCCCGCGAUUGUUACCCGAAGGGAUUCAGGCGUUGGUUAAUUAUUGCCGAUACCUGCGAGAAUUGUGUCUGUCCUAUUCGUUGCUCAGCGACGAAUUGUUAUUAGCACUGGGCUCCGAGAAGCAAAUGCAAUUGGAAACCUUACGACUGGAAGUGCAUCAAGAGAUAAAGCCGCUUCCGCGUGUCAGCGACACAGCUUGGUGUACGUUUUCGAGCCACCUGCCGAACAUAAACCUUGUGCUAUCGACGUACAUGACGAACGAAGACGAUCAAAGUCAGCUUCUUGCUCCCUAUGUUCCUAUAACACACUUGUACUUUGGGGAGGCACCGUCCGAAGCAACAUUGUUACGCAUUGCUGGCGUGUGUUCUCGAUUAGUCGAGAUAGUUAUCGCUGCUUAUGGACCAGACACGCUUGACCGGGCACUAUUGUCUAUUGCCGAAGGAUGUCCACGCCUAAACGCCGUCGGUUUGGGCGAUUGUGAGAUCACUUGCUCAGGACUAUUGGAGUUCGUGACGGUUUGCGCGAAACGACUGCGGAUAUUAUACGUUUGGGAGACGUCGCUGAUAGAAGACUCGGAGGUCGACGUGAUGAAAUUAUCGAAAAAAAUAUCAGUGCUCCUCGGUCGUACGUGGGUACCUGAAUACAUACCGUUGUGCUGAAAGUUUUUAGUAGUAAUCAAAUCAAUUUGAACGAUACACCAAUGGCUGACAAUAGUGUGCGCAUACGACGGAAAUGUGCAUAAGUGAUAAUUAGACUGUACGGAUAUCUAUUUUCUAUUUUUUACAUGAAUCAAUUAUCCGGGAGAUAUAAAAAACGAUGGUUUCGAUCCGUAGAAUAGAAAUUUGCAUAUGCGUUGUAAGUUCUGUAAUAUUAGUAUUUAUAAAACCAUUGUUUCGAGAAAAAAAAA